This is a messenger RNA of Vicia villosa (hairy vetch), 3097 nucleotides long. RefSeq lists its product as uncharacterized. The record is from RefSeq and is a predicted model, not a curated record. NCBI's taxonomy places the organism in Eukaryota, Viridiplantae, Streptophyta, Magnoliopsida, Fabales, Fabaceae. Gene Ontology annotation, cellular component: chloroplast. Bases 91 to 1194 code for a protein of 367 amino acids. Gene Ontology annotation, molecular function: double-stranded DNA binding. The transcript has a single exon. Gene Ontology annotation, biological process: regulation of DNA-templated transcription; chloroplast organization.
GACACUGUUCCACAACGUUCACUUCAGUUCUGAGGCUGCUUCUCGUUUGAACCAGACCCAAUAGCGGCAAUUAGCAGAAUCCCCAAUCUCAUGUUUCUUCAUCACCGUCUCAGAACUCUGGUCUACUCCCCAACCCCAAAAUGUCACCUUCUUCAGAGAUUCCACCACUCUUUCAAUUCCUUCUCCACCGCCACUUCAGAUUCAUCUCAACAACCCUUCACAGUCUCCUACCUCACCAACAAUCUCGGUUUAUCUCCACAAGACGCUCUCAAAGCAUCCAAACGACUCCGUUUCACAACCCCCGAAAAACCCAACUCCGUCCUCACCUUCUUCAAAACCCACGGUUUCUCCAAUCACCAGAUACAGUCCAUCAUCCUCAAGGCCCCUGCACUCUUAUCAUCCAACCCCACCAAAACCAUUCUCCCAAAGUUCCAAUUUUUAGCCUCCAAAGGCGCUUCCCCCUCUGACAUAGCCGCCACCGUCACCAGAAGCCCCCAUUUCCUCGGCUCAAGCCUGAAACGUAUUAUCCCUUCUUUUGAAUUGGUAAGAAGUUUCUGUCCCUCUGAUCAAAAAGCUAUUACUUCAAUCAUAUUUUGUCCCUCUUCCAUUUCUGAUAUCCGAAUGAAACCAAAUCUUCAAUUUUUACUCGAUUCCGGUGUCACUCCUUCCAGCAUUUACCGUUUGCUUUGUUCUAGACCUUCUGUAAUUUGUUCUACUGAUUUGAGAAAGGCUGUGGAGGAGAUUAAGGAAUUAGGGUUUGAUCCUUCCAAAUACAAUUUUUGUGUGGCAUUACUUGCUAAGAAGGCUAUCUCUAAAUCCCAAUGGGAUGCUAAAGUUGAUGCCUUGAAGAGUUGGGGUUGUUCUCAAGAUGUGAUUUUUGAUGCCUUUAAAAGACAGCCUAACUUUAUGCUACGGUCGCCGGACAAGCUCAACGCGGUGAUGCGGUUUUGGGUCGAGGAGCUUGGUUGGGAUCCUUCAUUGCUACUGGCAGCACCGGAUCUUUUUGGAUUUAGUAUAAAGAAAAGGUUUAUUCCGAGGGCUUCUGUUGUUAGGUAUCUACUUUCCAAUGGUUUGAUGAAGAAGGAUGCUAGCUUAGUAACGCCGUUUUAUCCGUCCGAUGAGUUGUUCCUGCAAAGGUAUGUGAAACGGUUUGAGGAUGAAGCAUCUAGCCUUUUAAAGCUAUAUCAAGGGUAGGAUGCUAGCAUCUGGUGUUUGGAUAAGUUGUCAAAAACAUAUUUUGUUGUAACUGAAUAAACCAGCCAUAUUAUGUUUAUUCAUCUUGUCAUACUUUAUUUGUGCUGUUCCACUUGCUCAGUAAGUUGGAACCUUUUUUGUCGUUGGUCACAGUUUUGACUUAUAUCCUCAUGUACUAGGGAAUUAGGACAAUGCUUUAGUUUCUAACAAAAAAAAUAAGUGUGGAAUUGGAGAUCAAGAAAGUAGAAAUAUUUUUAGAAUGUGUGAGUAAGCAUAUAUUGCUCUUUAUUGUUUUUUGUAUUGAUAUCAGAUAGUAGAAGAAUAUAAAUCUUUGAUUCAGGUUUUUCUUUAGAAGCUAAUUCAAGUUUGGAUGACCAUUUAGCUCACUGGUGUGGGUUGAAUUCAUCAUAAUAUCUACAGGCUCUUGAUGAUUAUAAUGAGAGCAAGGGAAUGGUGAGCAAUUUGUUGUAUACUGAUUUAUAUCAGAUUAGUGUCUGUUUACAUGCUAUUUGAGUUAGCAUUUUUCUUCUACUUGUGAUGUAUUUAUUUGUCUUUGAUUUGAAUGUAAAUUGCUGAUAAGCAGCAGUUUUGUCUGAUAUAAAAUCAUACUACUAUUUGAAAUCUAUUACAUAUGACUUUGCAUUCUAACAACGGGGUUAAAGAAGACUAAUAGCUUCAGGUCAGAUUCCAGUGUUUCUCAAAGCAAAUAGCAUGGAGUACAAUACAACAGUGUGGUGCUUGAAUCCAAGGGUUUGUCUAGGCGUCAUAAAAUUUUAAUUUGAACUUCUGUUAUCCAUGUGUUUUCUCUGUGAUUGUGCUGCAGUUGGUAGUUACUUGUUGGAGAUGUAAAUGUCUUUAUAUUUGGGGGGCAGUGAGCUUUUGUUCCAGCAGGCCUCUCUGAUUUAGAUUGAUUAAUUCUGGCGAGUUUCACGUGCUCUGUGCAGCUAGAUGCGUUCAGUUUGGUUUGUAUUAUUUAGCUGCACAGUUUUGCGGCUUAAGAUUCUGUCUUUAUUGCUCCCUGCGAUAGGAUGUAGAUUCUUUGCUGUUUUCCUAUUCAAUGGUGUUGCAGUCUGAUGUUGCAGACUGGUUCAGCAGUGUAUUCUUGUUGGCCGCAUCACCAAAAGACUGAUUAGUCUCAGCAGAUUUGCUUCUGAGUUUGGCAUCAGCAGAACUAAUCAUUCGCUUGCAGAUCUAGAUCGAGUGGAGCCAAGCUGGUAAUUUGGUCCGACCGGAAAAUUCCUUGUGAGCAGGUGUUCUGAGCUGUGUGGUUUGGAGGCUGGCUGUCAGUUAACAUGAAAACCAAUUUAUGUUUGUCUUUGGUGGUUUAAUGUCCUUGGAGAAGUGGGAGAUUUUUCAAAAGUUUCAGUGAUUGUAUUUUAGUUCUAGUGAUAACAAUUGUGUUCAUUCUGUUUUGGGUUGAUUUGUUUGAUAAGGGGUUUUAAUUGGGUGUAGCGUUGCAUGCCUUAUGCUUUGAUUUGGAUAAGAUAGAAAACACAGCCGGGGGCAGACAAAUCAACAAAGCAAUUCAAGAGCAUCUAACAACUAAAGCAAAUAAACCAAUAGCUAGAAAGAAUUUUAAUUAAAAAUAACAAUAUCAUUGCAAAGCAUCACGAGUAAUGACCCCCUCCAUAAGCCUCACUAUCCCCUGUCUCUCUCAAUUUAUUGCAAACGUAAUUCUUGAACAUUGACUUAGGGUUGGAAUCGAGUCGAGUCGUACUCACCUCAAUUCAGCUCGACUAAUAAAGUACAUUAGUUUAGCUUGAAACUCGCUUCGAAUUCAAUCUGAUUUUUUUUUUAAGUUCAAAUUCAACUUCUUUUAAAUUAUUUUUUUAAAAUAAAAAUAUUUAAAUAAAAUGAAAGCUGAAGCGUUAAUACAUUGAUUAGCCUCUCUAUACGAAUGAAC